Molecule: messenger RNA, 6704 nt
Organism: Danio aesculapii
Lineage: Eukaryota; Metazoa; Chordata; Actinopteri; Cypriniformes; Danionidae
Gene: osbpl11
Product: oxysterol binding protein-like 11
Exons: 13
Coding region: 207-2345 (712 amino acids)
Cellular component (GO): membrane; intracellular membrane-bounded organelle; cytosol
Molecular function (GO): sterol binding
Source: RefSeq, a predicted model, not a curated record
GUCGCGAAUGACUUCACGCUCUGUCAUGGCUGCACGAGACAUAAACAUGCCAGUGGUCCUUUAAUUUAGACUUUAAUUCAAACGAGAGCGAUGGUUAGAACCGCUACCAUAACAGGUCGCUUCGCCAUAUGAAAUCGGUUGUUGGGUUUUUUGCGUGGCUGGUGAAGUGUUAGAUCGCUGUUGUAGUUCAUAGGAAGGAUCCAAUCAUGCAGACUGAAGCCGUGCUGGAGCAUCACAGCGGCUCACAGAGUUCAGGCAGGACGGGCUCCAAAUCCUGGCAGUACAGUGACCUAAUGGAAAAAGUGGAUGGAUAUUUGAUGAAAUACACCAAUCUGGUGACUGGAUGGCAGUAUCGAUAUUUUGUGCUUAACAAUGAGGGUGGUCUGCUAGAGUACUUUGUGAAUGAGCAGUCCAGGAAUCAGAAGCCCCGGGGCUCGCUGCCGUUAGGCGGCGCAGUGAUUUCCCCCAGCGAUGAAGAUUCACACACCUUCACCGUCAACGCCAUCAGCGGAGAGCAAUACAAACUCAGAGCCUCAGAUGCAAAGGAGAGACAGCACUGGGUCAGCCGACUGCAGGUCUGUGCACAGCAUCACACAGAAGCGAUGGGCAAGACAAACCCACCGCUGCAGUCUCGCAGUCUCUCCAUGGCGUCUCAGGGCAGUGGCAGCUCUCCAGGAUCUCAACACAGGAUCAGCCAGAACUCAAACGCUCUGCUGGGCCUGUCCCAGCUCCAGCGUGGCUCCUCUCUCUACUCCAGCAGGAAGUCACUGCUGCCCGAUCACUUGCUGGAGGCCAGAGAGAUGAUGACCCAGGCCCAGGGCCAGCACAGAGACUUGAUCCAGACCAUUGAGGGUCUGCCCUCCUCCCAGGGACCCUCUCCCUUGGACCAAGACCUGCUGCUGCUGAAAGCCACAUCUUUGGCCACCAUGACCUGCCUCAGUGACUGCCUGCAUAUCUUGCAGCUCCAACAAGUCGCUAGGCAGAAAUUUCCUCUCAGCGGCCCUGCCCUGGAGUGGCUGGAGCCGAAACUUCCCGAUAUCCUGAAGAAUGGAGGGACGCUACCCAGCAUCACCAAAGAUGACGGCAAAACAGAGGGAGCUGUUUUGGAACCUUUAGAAAUGGACUCCUGUGAUAUUGUUUUGGAGCAGGAGGAGAUUGAUGCCACGCAGGAGGUGGACGACUCCUCUCCAUCAGAGGAGGAGGAUCUGGGUGCUGUGGAAGAGGAGCGCAGCGUCAUUCUGCACCUCCUCUCUCAGCUUAAACUGGGCAUGGACCUCACCAGGGUGGUCCUACCGACUUUCAUCCUGGAGAAGCGCUCUCUUUUGGAAAUGUAUGCAGACUUCAUGUCCCAUCCUGACCUUUUCGUGGCCAUCACCGACGGCUCCAGCCCGAUGGACCGCAUGGUUCGAUUUGUGGAGUAUUAUCUCACUUCCUUCCACGAAGGUCGCAAAGGUGCCAUUGCCAAGAAGCCCUACAACCCCAUCAUCGGAGAGACUUUUCACUGCUCUUGGAAUGUGCCCAAAGAGGCAGCAUCUCCAACAGCCCUCCCCAAAGAGGGCUCCUCGUGUGCAUCAGACUGUUAUAAUGUCCGCUUUGUGGCUGAGCAAGUUUCCCAUCAUCCACCUGUGUCAGGCUUCUACGCAGAAUGCCAGGAGAGACAGAUGUGCGUCAACACGCAUGUAUGGACCAAGAGCAAGUUCAUGGGCAUGUCUAUUGGUGUCUCUAUGAUUGGAGAAGGUAAUCUAAACCUACUGGAGCAUGGAGAAGAAUACACUUUCAGUCUGCCCUCUGCCUAUGCCCGCUCGAUCCUCACCGUGCCCUGGGUUGAGCUGGGAGGAAAGGUCAAUGUCAACUGCACCAAGACAGGCUACUCUGCAGUCAUUACCUUCCAGACAAAGCCUUUCUAUGGGGGCAAACUCCACAGAGUGAAUGCCGAGGUCAAACACAACUCCACCAACGCAGUGGUGUGCCGCGUGCAGGGCGAGUGGAACGGUGUGCUGGAGUUUGCCUACACCAGUGGGGAGACACGCAUCGUAGAUGUUACCAAACUCCCCGUCACCAGAAAAAGAGUACGACCCAAUGAGCUGCAAGGACCCUAUGAGUCCAGGCGACUUUGGCAACAUGUGACCGAGUCUCUGAAGGAACGGGAUAUGGAUAAAGCCACCGAACACAAGCGCUUCCUGGAGGAGAGACAGAGGAAAGAGGAGAGGCAUCGUGCUGAGACACAGACACCAUGGAGGACCAAAUAUUUUGAACGCAAAGGUGAAGGCUGGAUGUAUUACCAACCACUGUGGAAAACAGCAGGCCAGAGCUCUUCCUCAGCCCCCCCUCCACAAAACCCAUGAUCUCUGACCCGUUAAGAGCUACAUCCAGGCAAUGUAAACCUCUGGUCUCACAGAAGAAGACAUAUGCUCUCCGUUGUAUGAUUCCUGAAACAUUACUUCAGUUUGAGUGUUUCUUACACGCUUUGUGGACUUGCGGGUUUGCACUCUGAUGUUUAUAUUUUGCAUCCCUCAAUGGUAAGAUUUCUUUUUUUUUUUUUUUUGUAGUACCUACACCGUCAAUGAUUUUUCCGGUUAUUCUUUGUUGAUGUUGCCUUAACGAGUGUCGUAUGUAACGAGCGCUGAGUACAGCGUGACGAUUCUUAACGUGCGAUGGUGUUUGAGGUGAACUUCUUAAUCUAACCAUACUGUGGUGUACUGUAUUUUGACCACGGCGCGGUCAAAGUUUUCUGAUUCUUUUAAAAUCGUAUAUGACUUAUCAUGAUUUAUAUGAUAUCAAAUGAAAUCCAGGAAGGUGGAGGCUGGUGAAGAUGCGAGCUGGUAAUGCUUAGCGGAGCCAGACGCAGUUUAUAGUCUUGAUGAUCGAGAACCUGUCAUCUUGGCUUUCGUAUUAUUAUGUCUUUUUUUUGUUCUCGUCGAAGCUUGCCAGAUGAAGUCUAGUGUUCGAAUAAUGGCCUGCUCUUUUGUUUCUGCUUGAUGUUUGGUGAAUGGUUGUGUCGGCUACUGAUUCAGAGAGAUUUUAAAGGGAUAGUUCACAUAAAAAUGGCAAAAUUCUGUCAUAUUUACUCACCUUUGUUGCUAUUACUGCUAUGGAAACGUAAAUGGCCAUUUAAUUGAAUGUUUUUCUCUGGAUUUAGGGUGUUCUAACUGAUAAUGUUUUGAUUUGAACUUUAUAAGAGAUGUUUUCAGUCAUAUAUAGCAGUGUUUCUCAACCACGUUCCUGGAGGACCACCAACACUGCAUGUUUUGGAUGUCUCCCUUGUCUGUCACACCCAUUACAGGUCUUUCAGUCUCUGCGAAUGAGCUGAUGAUCUGAAUGAAGUGUGUUUGGUUAAGGAGACAGGGAAAAUGUGCAGAGCUGGUAGUUCUCCAGGACCAUGGUUGAGAAACACUGAUUUUUAGAAUAAAACAAGUAAACAUUUUUCUCAAAUCCAUAUCAUGGAAAUUAAGUGGAUUUUUUUUCCCAUAGCAGUAGAUUCUUAUAGAAUAUCCAUCCAAUAUCCUAAAAAAAAUGACACGGCGGUGAUUAAAUGUAAAUGAAUUUUCAUUUUUUUGGUUGAACUGUCACUUCAAUGCUUUCAUAGAGCACUUUAACAUUUUAAACUUUAGAACAGAGCCUAAUCUUCUAUAUAUGCACAGUCUCUUGUAAACGCAACCUGAUCAGACAGUAUUAUUGGAAAUGUUAAAGCAAUCUGAUCUAUCAAAGUCAUGCGUGGUAUAAUUUCUUGAUGAAUUCAGACCACUAUACUUUCCACUUAGAUUCUACCUCGAUUGACAUUGAUAAUAGACUUUUUUAAAGUUGUAUAUUCACCCCAAAAUUAAAAACUGGACAUGAUUUUCUCACUUUCUUAACUUAUGUAGCUUGUAUGACAUAUUAAAAGUCUUCUGACAUUGACAUUUAAAGGGAUAAUUCACUCAAAAAUGAACGUUUUGGUCAUUUUACACAAGCUUUACUUGUUCAAAACCUAGUUGAGUAUUUUCUUCUGUUUUGAAAAAUGCCAGUUUCUGUCAUCAAUUGACUUCCAUAGUAUUUUUCCCUAUUAUGGAGAUUAGUGGGUGCCAGCAACCAGCAUUUUUCAAAAUAUCUCCUUUUGUGUUAAAUAGAAGAAAGAAACUCAUAAAGAUUUAAAAGUGUAUAUGAGGGAGAAUAAAUGAAGUCAUUUUCAUCAUUCCUUUAAUUUAUAUUAUGUUAUUGUUAAAAAAAUAAUUAUGUAAUUUUUAGAUUUUGGUUUACCCGGCUGAAUAAUAAGAAUAAUGUAAAAUCAUCCUGUUUUGUUUGAUCAUAUUUGGUGUCCGAUCUGGUAAGCAAAAAAUACCAGCUCGGUUUUAGAAAAGUUUUCAGCACUUUUCAACUGGGUGGACUGGAAAACUAGGUAAGAUUAAAAAAAACUGGACAUGAUUUUCUCACUUUCAAGUUAUGUAGUGCAUAUGAUGUAUUAAAAGUCUUCUGACAUUGAAAUUUAAAGCCGUAAUUCACUCAAAAAUGAACAUUUGGACAUUUUACACAAGCUUUACUUGUUCAAAACCUAUUUCAGUUUCUUUCUUCUGUUAAACACAAAAGAAGAUACUUUGAAGGCUGGCACCCAUUGACCUCCAUAGUAUUUUAUGUCCAGCAUUUUUCAAAAUAUCUUCUUUUGCGUUCAACAGAAGAAAGAGACUCAUACAAGUUUAAAGCUGUAUGAGGGAGAAUAAAAAAAUUACCUCAUCAAUUAUCUCAUAUCAUUUAAAGAUCUGUCUGUAACUACUUUGAUUUUUUUGGUCUAUUCUGCUUCAAAAAAAUAAUAAAAUAUAAAUAAAUAAAUAAAAUAAAAAAAUAAAAAUAAAAUGAAACAAACAAUAAUAAUAAUAAUAAUAAUAAUAAACUAAAAUUAACCUGUUGUGCUUAAUCUUAGUUGGUCUCCAAACCUGGUCAGCCAAAAACACCAGCCUGGUUUUAGAGAAGUUUUCACCACUUUCAACUGGGUGGAUUGGAAGACUAGCUAAGACCAUCAAACUUGUUUAGGCUGGUUUUUCAGCACUUCUAUUGAACACAAAAGAAGAUGUUUUGAAAAGUGCUGGUUGCUGGCACCCAAUGAUUUACACAAUUGGAAAUAAAAUACUAUGGAAGUCAAUGGGAGUCUGCAACUGGCAUUUUUUCAAGGCUGUUUUGCUUGAUCAUAGUUGUUCUCCAAACCUGCUCAGCCAAAGACACCAGCCUGAUUUUAGAAAAGUUUUCACCACUUUCACACUGGAAGACUAGCUAAGACCACCAAACUAGUUUAGUCUGGUUUUUCAGCAGGUUAUUAAAACCAUCAUGUGGGUUUUUGGAAGUCUGUGGUACAUAUUCACUUUGCCUAUAAGGGAAAAGAGCAACCCUUUUCCUAGAAGAUGAGCUUUGGAACAGCAUGAAGGUGAAUAAAUGAUUCCAGAACUUUCAUUUUUGAGUGAAUCGGAUUUAGGACGCGUUCCUUUAAAAUAAAUAAUAAAAACAGAUUAUAUUUUUAGUUGGCCGGUCAUGUUAGUGAGACGUUUUGUUUCUUUUUUUCUUUUCUUUUUUAGAAAUGUAAGGAUUCAGAGAUGUUGAAACAGUUGUUUUUAUCAGCUUCAUCGUUCGGUCUGCCAGCAGGGAACAGUUGGAGUGACGGUGCUGGCUGAAAGUCUCGCAUCUUUCAUGUAAAUCUCUGCUUCAAGCUCUUGGCAUUGGUUGCGCUGAGAAACUCUUGGUGCCUUAUUUGUGUUCGUCUUCCUUGUUCCACUUCACACAGCCGUCAGCUUAAUCAUUAUAACAAGAGUACGAUCGAAGCCACAGCCUUUGUACAUAUCUACUUUCGUUUUCCUGUCAGCAACGUACACUCAAGUCAUUCUGCUGAGCCAUCGACUGCACUGAUGUUUUAAAGACACUCCCUGUAGCCUCACAAGAUAUGAUUGAACAAAUAAAAUUGUUAAUAUAUUGGAGGAGUUCAGGUGUUAGUCAAAUUUUUGUUGUUGUUGUUGACUCUUUGAUGCAAAAAGAUGAUUGAGCUUCGUGUCAUGCUGAAUGUCAUUGUGCUCUUAUCUAAUUAUAAUUCUGCAUGCAGCUUUGUGGUAUAGCAUUAAUUUUAACAAACUUUGGGACAUUUCAGGAUCUAAGAAUGUCACAAUAGAUGCACAAUUUGUCAAUGUGUAUCCCUCUUUUAAAAUGUGUAUUCUUUUCAGAUUAUUUCCCAAUUAUUAUUUAGUGGAGAGAGAUUUUUCAAUACAUUUUUUAACAUAGGGGAGAGCGGGGAUAAAAGUAACAAAGCGAUUUUCUCGAAGCCCUGACAGUAUUUGCUUUCCAGGCUAUAACAGCACAUUCAACAUGCAACCCUUGAUGGAGCUGCCAAAAAUCAUGUGAUAUCGGGACCGUGUCCCACACUUAGCUCCAAAUUUCUGUUUACAAGUGCAAAAAGUAAAUUAUUAUAGCGGUUCUUUUUAUCUUAUUACAAGUUGUGUUUCCCUUUUCAUGCAUCACAGUAAUGAUCAAUCUACAGGUUAUUUAGCGCAAUAACACAUCCUGAAGUUAGCAAUGUCUGAGUUUUUGAGUUUAAAAGUAAAUCAGGUUUAAAUGGCAAGAGUUCCUGUGGGGACGAAAGUAACACUCUUAUUCAUGUCUCACUGCUAAUAGACCUAUCUUAUUUUUCACUUCCACAUUAGAGUUUGCAGUGUUUUGAUUCAUAUGUUUUUAUAAAAUUAAUGCAUAUUGCC